CAAACGAAGCAUAAGUGAGUUAACCAAGAAAAAAAAAGGAUAAGAAAACUCUAGUGCUAGAAUAAUGGAUGAUUUAUCUCAAAUUGCUUUCCUUCCAUUUAUGAGUUAUAGAAGUUUGGGGAAAAAAAAUCCUUUCCCAAUUAAAUUUGUAGUAGAGAAGAUGAUGAUUUGACAAUGAUAUUAUUGGACGCGUGCUAAGGAAAGCUCCACUGAAAACGGCCGAUCAUUUAAAAUUUGUUGCAUUCUUUAAACUGAAACUUUCCAAGUAAAAAUACGGCCAAUACUUCCUUGCGGUCCCCCGGUCCUUCCCAAAUGGCAGCAACUCCGAACAAAAUUCCAUCAAUAAAACCUGCAAGCUUUGCUCAAUUCCGUCAAUGGGUCUCUCUCAAAAGCAGUAGAUCUUCUUCAUUGAAAAUCCCCCCAAACCGACAACAAGGCCAAGUUGAGAACGUACACUUGGUUUCUUUAUCUAAACAAAGGAAACUCAAAGAAGCUCUUGACUUCCUCAAACAAAUGGAGGAAGCCGACGUUCCGGUCAACCCCCACUCCUAUAAAUCCCUUCUUGACACCUGUAGCAAAAUGAAAUCUUUGUCAGAUGGUAGAUUGAUUCACGACCGUUUGCUAAGGACAAUGGAGAACCCAUCUGGGUUUCUCGAGAAUUGUCUCUUGCAGAUGUACUGUGACUGUGAGAGCUUUUGGGAUGCGGAGAAACUGUUUGAUGAAAUGGUUGAAAAAAAUCUAGCGUCUUGGGUUAUUCUUAUUUCUGCUUACUCACAAAAAGGUCAUUUGAAGAAAUCUUUCGGGUUAUAUUCACAAAUGAUUGAGUUGGGAAUUACACCGAAUUCAACUAUUUUUACCAGCCUCUUGAAGAGUUUAUUAGAUCCUUCUACUUUGGAGAUUGGGAAACAGGUGCAUUCUCUCGUUAUAAGAACUGGGGUAAGCACCAAUGUUUCUGUCAUCACAGCAGUUUCCAAUAUGUACGUGAAAUGUGGGUGGUUAGAAGGGGCUAAGCUCGUUUUUGAUCACAUGGUUGAAAAGAAUGCCGUAGCUUGGACGGUAUUGAUAAUGGGGUAUACCCAAGCUGACAAACAGAUAUAUGCUUUGGAAUUGUUUAAUGGAAUGGUAAAGGAAGGUGUUGAAUUGGAUGAGUUUGUAUUUUCUAUUGUCCUUAAAGCGUGUGCUGGAUUGAAGGAUUUGAACUUAGGGAGGCAAAUUCAUGGUUAUAUUGUUAAAUUUGGGUUGGAAUCUGAGGUUUCUGUUGGAACCUCUGUUGUGAGUUUAUAUGUCAAAUGUGCAUGUUUUGAAUCUGCUUGUCAAGCAUUUGAAAGGAUAGCUGAACCGAAUGAUGUUUCAUGGAGUGCUAUAAUCACUGGCUACUGCCAAAUUGGUAAAUUUGAGAAAUCACUGAAGAUUUUUAACUCAUUAAGGAUUAAAGAUGUGGUUUUGAAUUCAUUUGUAUAUACUAGCAUUUUCCAAGCAUGUUCUGCUCUUGCAGAUUUUAACAUGGGUGCCCAAGCUCAUGCAGAUGCAAUAAAAAAAGGUUUAGUUUCAUGUCUUUACGGAGAGAGCGCAAUGAUUACUUUGUAUGCAAAAUGUGGUAGAUUGGACUAUGCAAAUCGAGCCUUUGAGUCUAUAGGUGAUCCUGAUACUGUGGCUUGGACCGCAAUAAUUUGUGCUCAUGCUUAUCAUGGCAAUGCUUCUGAAGCCCUAAGGCUUUUCAGAAGGAUGCAGGACUCUGGUGCAAGGCCAAAUGAAGUUACAUUUGUGGCGGUUUUAACUGCAUGUAGUCAUUCUGGUUUGAUUACAGAAGCUAAGCUGUGUUUGGAGUCAAUGAGUUGUGAAUAUGGUGUGGAACCAACUGUUGAUCAUUAUGAUUGUAUGAUUGAUAUAUACUCUCGUGCUGGGCUGCUUCAGAAGGCAUAUAAACUGAUAAAGAAUAUGCCCUUUGAACCUGAUUCAAUGAGUUGGAAAUGCUUACUGGGUGGAUGUUGGAUCCACAGAAAUCUUGAACUUGGAAAAGUGGCAGCAGAAAAUCUACUUCAGCUGAAUCCAGAUGAUACUGCAGGUUAUAUUUUGAUGUUUAACGUAUAUGCUUCAUCUGGGAAAUGGGACGAAGCGGCUGAUAUAAGAAGUAUGAUGGGUGCAAGAAAGUUGAAAAAGGAACUUAGUUGCAGUUGGAUUACUGUCAAGGGUAAGGUGCAUCGAUUUUUAGUGGGUGAUAAACACCAUCCUCAGACAGAGGAAAUCUAUGGAAAGUUGAAAGAAUUAAACCAUUCUGUUUUGAAGGGUGAAAGUGUCCUUCUAACUGAAGAGGAUGUAUCAUUUGGUUUGCCUGAGCGGAAGGACCAGCUUAUGGACCACAGUGAGAGACUUGCCAUAGCAUUUGGGCUCAUAUCCGUACCAAGCAAUGCUCCUAUAAUUGUUUUCAAGAAUCUCCGGGCAUGUAAAGACUGCCAUGAUUUUGCAAAACAUGUAUCCAUGGUUACAGGCCGCAAAAUCACUGUUAGAGAUUCCUGCAGAUUCCAUCACUUCCAUUUAGGGCAAUGCUCUUGCAAUGACUAUUGGUGAUUCUUGCAACUUUUCUGCCACGAGGUAGGGUGAUUACCGUUUACAAUUGUUCUAUUUUAGUUGUAUCUUUAUGUACUUGUUUGGAACAGAGAUUUAAAUUGAGUUCGAAAAUGCGUUUUGAGUUGCGUUUGUAUUGUGGUUGCAGAUAUAAUGAAAACCAUUUCGAUUAUUG
Durio zibethinus is the source of this 2740-nucleotide messenger RNA. RefSeq names its product Pentatricopeptide repeat (PPR) superfamily protein (gene RARE1). Lineage: Eukaryota; Viridiplantae; Streptophyta; Magnoliopsida; Malvales; Malvaceae. Gene Ontology annotation, molecular function: zinc ion binding; protein binding; RNA binding. The record is from RefSeq and is a predicted model, not a curated record. Gene Ontology annotation, biological process: RNA modification.